CAUGUCGUUAAUUCAAAUAUUGAUCCCGGUUCCAGCCGCUUUUCCUGCUGUGUUUAUUUCCCGUUUCGCUACAAACAUUGGAGAAAUGACCGAUAAUUGUAGAUUUAGAACGUCGCUGACGUUUGAGGUACUUUUGUAUGUAAAUUCCUACUAUUUCGGGCUGUUUGCCGUUUGCGAAAUUGGCAUGAAUGUGGUCAAGUAUGUGAAUUUCACCGAAUUGCACCAUUUCCACAUUGACUUUAUGGUGCUGAUGGCCGUUUGCAUCAUUGAAAUCCUUCGCAUUGCCUUGGGCAGACAUGGCAAUGUCACCGAAAACAACUGGCUGAUAGUCACUGCCAUUCUGCUCACAAUCCCCACCGUUAUUGGGGUGCUCUAUUUGAUGAUCCUCCAAAGCGAAGUGCUGCGUUUCGAGUACAUUAUUUGUUCCAUCCAGCUGGGGUUGUGCGUUACCCAGAUUAUCACUGGGGUACUUUGUCUUUUUCCCUGCUGCAAAGUACCCGAGUAUUAUUAAGAGAUUCUGUUACUUAUUAAUAAAAUUAAAGUUGA
Dendroctonus ponderosae (mountain pine beetle) is the source of this 546-nucleotide messenger RNA. RefSeq lists its product as uncharacterized. The transcript has 2 exons. The record is from RefSeq and is a predicted model, not a curated record. Bases 2 to 511 code for a protein of 169 amino acids. Gene Ontology annotation, biological process: non-motile cilium assembly. NCBI's taxonomy places the organism in Eukaryota, Metazoa, Arthropoda, Insecta, Coleoptera, Curculionidae. Gene Ontology annotation, cellular component: ciliary transition zone.